ACUGUGUGUGGCAUCUCGCUGGUUCUCCUCCUCUCCAUCAUCAUCGCCAUUCUGUCUGCGGCGGUCAUCGGACUGGCAGCCGGGACUGGCGUCGCCACCAAGAACUACAACGAUGCUCACUCCCAGCUCGAGGUCCUCAGCUCUUCGCUGGCCGCUGCUCAGGCCGAGGCCACUGCUACGCCUACCGCGAGCACUCCUCUCCCCUCUGGCACGCCCGACUUCAGCAACAUUACCAACGGCUGCUCCGACAACCCCGAUGGUGUUACCGGAAACACCUACAGGUCCAAAUUCUUUGGCACGCCUUAUUUCACAAUGUACUGCAACAAAGACACCAUCAACCCAUCCAUGUUCUCCGUGUUUGCCCCCGACUUCAACGGCUGCAUGGACGCCUGUGCCGCGUGGAACUCGUACAACAAGACAACAAAGGGCUCUUGCGUUGCUGUUUCGUUCAUUCCCUCGUGGAGCAACGUGGCCGUGGCUGUGGCUGGCGGCGCUCCCGGAGACUGCUACCUCAAGCCGGGGCCUCAGACAAAGGCCAACUUGACGAAUCCUAAUAUCGGAACUGAGUGUCACGCUGCUCUCCUUCUCAAGUAG
This is a messenger RNA of Trichoderma reesei QM6a, 594 nucleotides long. RefSeq lists its product as uncharacterized. NCBI's taxonomy places the organism in Eukaryota, Fungi, Ascomycota, Sordariomycetes, Hypocreales, Hypocreaceae. The record is from RefSeq and is a predicted model, not a curated record. The annotation marks the transcript as partial. The transcript has 2 exons.